This is a messenger RNA of Ostrinia furnacalis (Asian corn borer), 496 nucleotides long. Its product is annotated as probable salivary secreted peptide. NCBI's taxonomy places the organism in Eukaryota, Metazoa, Arthropoda, Insecta, Lepidoptera, Crambidae. The transcript has a single exon. The record is from RefSeq and is a predicted model, not a curated record. The coding region runs from base 38 to 394 and encodes 118 amino acids.
GCAAUUAGCACCUCAGUAACGAACGACCGACGUCAAGAUGCGUGCCUUAACAAUCCUGUCGAUUUUCUGCCUCAUCGCUGCCUACAACUGCCAGAGCCACGACCUGGCUCUGGGCCAAGCAACGUACGGAGAUGUCGUGAUAUACAAAGUGAACGAAUACAAAUACGGAUUCCCUUUGAUGGUCAGGAAAAGCGACAUUGAAUACCCAGAGGCGGGACAAACCAACUUUGCUUACAUCAGAGCUAUCUUCAUAAAGGACAACGUGAGAGACGGCACCGGGGGAUACCCUACCGUGUCAGCUGGAGGCGUAGGACAAAGAUUUGUCAAGAUCAAGCUCAAGAGCCAAAGAGGCUACGGUUUCAACUUCACAGUGACCAUCUACGGACGAUACUGAACUCCUAAGUAGUGAUGCUCGCCUAGUACUUUGUUGUGAUACGGUGCCAAAUAUCAUAGUGAUUUUAUAUUUAUUGCAGUAUUAAAUUAUUUUCGAUCUAAA